AUGUAUUUAUAUUAUUUAAUCAUUUUUUAUUCAUAUUAUUAUACAAUUUCUUCUUGUUUAUUGUUUCAUGAAUUUAUUAAUGUUAUUUUUAUUUCUUUAACGAAAAGAAGAGCAGAAAUGGCAUAUCUUAUAGAACAUUAUCCACAAAAUAUAUUUCAAUUCCAUAAAAUAGAAGAACAAAACGAGAUAGUUGUUGAACCUGAUGUACACUUUCAACAAGAUAGGAAAGAAUACCUUUUUAUUAUUCAUGAUAUCCUUAAAAGUAAUUUAAAACAAAUUGCAGAAAAGGAAGAACCACAUGGACUUUUAAGAACUUUUGCUAUUUGUUUAAUUCCAUUUUAUGAAGUGUAUCAUGGAUGUAGUUGUUGGUGUAAUAUUUUAGCAACAAAAUUAUCUUCAAAAACAUCAGAAGAUGAUAACAGAAUACGUCAGUUGACAUUUCAUGUAUAUAAACCAAAAGAAUUAAUUGAAAAAUAUGGAAAUGAAAUAAAAUCAGGUAAAAUAUGUGGUAUUUAUAUUGAAAAUAAUUUUAAUGGGAAUAGUGGUUAUAUUACAGAUUGUUAUACUAGUUUGUAUCAAAUCAUAGAAUUAAAAUUUUAUGAAUUAAUGUCUUCAUAUAAAAGUUUAUGUUAUAAAUUCAAAACAUUAAUUGAUAUAUUGAAUGAAGCUGAGUGA
Messenger RNA from Entamoeba dispar SAW760, 675 nucleotides. RefSeq lists its product as uncharacterized. The transcript has 4 exons. NCBI's taxonomy places the organism in Eukaryota, Evosea, Mastigamoebida, Endamoebidae. The record is from RefSeq and is a predicted model, not a curated record. The coding region runs from base 1 to 675 and encodes 224 amino acids.